CCAGAGCAGGGCUCCGCACGUCACUUCCGGCCACCGGAGCCGCACCGGCCUGCCCGUCACGUGACCUGGCGACCAGCCUGGAGGCGGGGCCAGCCCUGUGAAUGCCGGAAGCGACAUGGGCUGCGAUUGGCGGGUCAGCUGAACGGGGCCCGGUGACCGCCGGUGAGAUACGGCUAAACCUUGCAUUGCUGCCUCCCGGGAUCCCGCGCCCUCCGUGACAGCCUGUGGGACCCGCACUGGGUCAAUGGCACACCGGCCGGGCCAGUCUGCAAUAUGGUCUGAAUAAGAAGCACAAUGUAUUACCCAUUAUAAAAGAUACAUCAAGCAAUAUUGACUACACGUUUGUUGGGAAGGUUUACUUUCACCAGUUUACAUGUGCAGGUCACUUCGUUACUGCGUUAGCCACUGUUUGCACGCAGCAAUGACAAAGCUAGAGGACGCAAACCGAGAAGUCAACAUGCAUUCUUCAAUACGAUACCUUGGCUACUUAGCCAGGAUAACUUUACUCGUCGCUAUUUGCAUGGGUCUUUAUGUUAGGUGGGAGCAAACGGAGGAUUCCUUGAUAUUAGUAAUAUUCAUAUUGGGCCUAUUUAUCCUUGGCAUAGCCAGCAUCCUAUACUAUUAUUUUUCAAUGGAAGCAGCCAGUCUAAGCCUGUCCAAUCUUUGGUUUGGAUUCCUGCUUGGCCUUCUUUGUUUCAUUGACAAUUCCACGUUCCGGCAUGAUGUAAAGGAAGAAGCAACACAAUACUUACUGGUUUCCUCUAUUACUAUAAGAUGUUUGUGUGCACUGGUGGAGAGAAUUUGUGGGUGUGUGAGGCAUCGCCCCACCCUUCUGACAUCUGCAGAAUUUCUGGAACUGGUUGGUUUUGCAAUUGCCAGCACCAUCAUGCUUUUAGAAAAGUCCAUUAGCAUAAUAUUGCUGGUGGCUGCAUUUUCCUUGAUAAUAAUCGAUUUACGGAUGAAGACCUUCUUUGCAAUUCCAAACCUGGUGACCUUUGCUGUUCUUACGCCUGUGCUGUUUUUUCCUUCAUUGCAAAUUCCUGUGAACCCAUUUGCCUUGUCGUGCUUUUUCUGUUGCAUCGUUAGCGAGCCACUUCUAGACGUGUACUUCAGUGGACUCUCUGUCACAGAACGGUGGAAACCAUAUUUGUAUCGUGGAUCAAUUUGCCGGAGACUUUCAGUAAUUGCAGUUGGGAUAAUUGAGAUAAUCUUUUUUGUACUGUCAGCCUUAAAACUAAGUGACUUAAACCUUUGGUAUUUUGUCAUUCCCGGCUUUUCUAUUUUUGGGAUUUUUUGGUUGGUCUGUCAUAUUAUACUUGUAAUUACUCUCUGGGGUUUCCAUACCAAGCUGAGUGAUUGUCACAAGGUGUACUAUACCCACAGGCAAGACCACAACAGCCUUGACAGAGUAAUGGCUUCAAAAGGAAUGCGCCAUUUUUGCCUAAUUUCAGAACGUCUGGUCUUUUUUAGCCUCCUUGCAACAGCUGUUUUCGGUGCCGUGUCCUGGCAGCCAACCCGUGGAAUCUUCAUGAGUGUGUUCCUGAUUGUCCUUCCUCUUGAGUCCAUGGCUCAUGGGCUCUUCCAUGAACUGGGCAGCUGCUUGGGAGGGACAUGUGUUGGCUAUGCAGUGGUGAUUCCCACAAAUUUCUGCAGCCCCAGUGGUCAGCCUAUGCUUCUUCCACCGGAACAUGUGCAGGAAUUAAAUUUGCGGUCCACAGGCAUGCUAAACUCUAUCCAGAAAUUCUUUGCAUCCCAUAUGAUAGAGACCUAUGGUUGUGACUACUCCACAAGUGGACUCGGCUUUGAUACGUUGCAUUCAAAACUGAAAAGUUUUAUGGAGUUGCGGACAUCGGAUGGCCCCCGACAUGAUACCUAUAUAAUAUACUACAGUGGUCACUCCCACAGCACCGGAGAAUGGGCACUAGCUGGUGGUGAAACCUUGCGAUUUGAAACCCUUCUGGAAUGGUGGCGUGAGAAAAACAGUGCCUUUUGCUCUAGGCUGAUAAUUGUAUUGGACACCGAGAGUGCACAGUCGUGGGUGAAAGAAGUCCGUAAAGUCAAUGAUCAGUACAUCGCCGUGCAAGGGGCAGAGAUGGCAAAGGUUGUAGAUAUCGAAGAAGCUGAUCCUCCCCAACUGGGUGAUUUCACUAGGGAAUGGGUGGAGUACAACUGUAACUCGGACAAUAAUAUAAGUUGGUCUGAAAAGGGGCGUCUAGUGAAGGCAAUAUAUGGAGUCUCCAAGCACUGGAGUGAUUAUACUUUACAUUUACCAACCGGGAAUGAUGUCACGAAGCAUUGGAUGAUCUAUUUUCCUCGCGUCACGUACCCGCUUGUUCAUUUAGCCAAUUGGUGUGGAGCUCUGAACAUGUUCUGGCUGUGCAAAGUUUGCUACAAGUGUCUGAAGAGAUUGAAGAUGAAUUGGUUUCUUCCAGCAGUGCUUGACACAGGACAGGGCUUUAAACUUGUUAAAUCCUAGCCGACCCUUAAAGGAGCUGGGUACCAUUAUACGAUAGCAGCAGUCUCCCAAAAUCCCUCAAAGGGUUAUACGCUAAAGUGUGAAUUGUAGGAAUUUCAAAACCGAAUUGCGAGUUUUAGUCUGAAAAUGACCACACCAAAAAUAUAUUGGACUUGGAUUUGGCCGGUUUGGCAUUUAAGAUCUAAAAUAUUAAAUACAACUUGAAUUUCCAUCAGUUCACUUAUUAGUAAAUAACCUUGUCAAGGUGUUUCACUGCACUAAGAAUUUCCAGGCAUAGACAAGGAAAUUAAAUUUUUUUUUUACCUAAAUAAGCAAAUUUGUCAAAUAAAAUAAAAAUAUAUAAAUAAAAUGUCAAACUCUGCUAUUUUUCCAGCUCUGUUAUCUUGGGCUAAAAAUUGCAGUUGCCUUGUCAAUUCCUGACAAUUACCAGUUCAGUGCAUAACUCUUGUAUUUUGUCCUCAUCCUGAAAUCCUGUUACUUCGUCAGUUGCACUACAAUACUACAACUGUCUCAAAAUAGCUUGUUACUGACUUGUAUAUGUAUUGUAUGUUUGUUAUUUUUUUUUAUUGUUUAUUUUUUUCCCUCAUGUAAAGGAAGUGCUACCUGCAGUAUGGAUUCGUCUUCUGUAUGCGUGCCAAAUUUCGAAACAAAUUAACCUUACGAAUGACAGUAGGAUGGGUAGACAUUGUCUUUUUUUUGUUUUUGUUUUUUUGUUUUUUAAAUAGCCAUUGAGAUACUCGGUAGUUUUGUCCACAAUUAAAAUUACUUUGUAUGUUACGCAAAAAAAGAAAAAAGUUCUCUAUUUUUUUUUCAAGUGCAUGAUACAUGAUGUUUUUGUGUUACUCUGUGAAUGUAUCAAGUUACCCUAUUUGAUUUGUUUUAACUAUGUGGGAAUUCAUGCCAUCUUUAUAACCUUUAUGGCCCCACAUUGUGUGUGUUUGUUUAGGUUCUACAGUUGUUUGUGUACAAGAAAAUGUCUACUGUCUUUCACUCUGUGCAGGUGGCAUCUGAUCAUGUAAGGUACUCCGGAAGAACUCAGGGAUAAACAAGUCCUUUCAAUAUUAAAGGACGCGCAUAUUAUUAUUUCUGAUUUAGUAUGUUAAUUCACUUACUUAGCCUAUAUGCCUUAACCCCUUCAUGAUGCGUGAUUAGACAACUUCCCUUUAAAGUACAAGAGUCCUUGCACUGCACCUAUCAUGAAGAGGUUAAAUGAAUGGUUAAUGAAUUCUAUGCAAAUUCCUAAAACAAUUUCAAUGUGUGUCCAGUGUUCUUCUACAUGAGCAUGUUUGUAUGUAUUACUGCUUGCAUUUAUAUAUAUAUAUAUAUAUAUAUUUCAUCUACAAAUUUUGGUUAAAAUGGCAUUUGAUAACACAAAGCUUUA
Pelobates fuscus (common spadefoot toad) is the source of this 3857-nucleotide messenger RNA. RefSeq names its product transmembrane protein 168 (gene TMEM168). The transcript is spliced from 5 exons. Lineage: Eukaryota; Metazoa; Chordata; Amphibia; Anura; Pelobatidae. The coding region runs from base 374 to 2476 and encodes 700 amino acids. The record is from RefSeq and is a predicted model, not a curated record.